AAAGCGCCGGGGGAACCAGUGGUGUCUACUCUUAAGAGCAGUAGGGAUUUUUUUUCCAGAGCACAUCCUGAUACUUGCGGUUCCGCCUUCUUCUUGUGACUUACAAAAUGAGCUGUCAGCGCUUCUGCUAUCGGUAGGUAAGUUUACUGUCAGAGCCGAAGACAUCUGCAACAAGCUGCCCGGAGUUACUGGCAACACAGAGGCUCUGGGGUGGAGCAUCAAGUGUCCUCCAGACAAGCAAAAGAAAGCAUUACUGGCUUUUCCAGACGGUGCAGUUUUGGAAACAGUGGAGUCCAGAUUGGAGAAGAGAUGUCCACUGACCAGGAGCCCACGUUCACAGUCAAGCUGCUGCAGCUGCUGCUGCUCUCUACCUACUGGGGAAUGCAGAUUUGGGUCACCUUCAUUUCAAGCUUUGUGAUGGACAACCACCUGAACAGACACACUUAUGGGUUUAUCCAGAGUCGUCUUGUCCCGUUCUAUCUCCACCUGGGUUCAGCUUGUGCCUUCUUUAACCUCACCAUCUACGCUGCGUAUCAUCCCAGCGACAUGCUGGAUGACAGAGAAGCCUUUCAGAUCUUCAUCUUCUUUGUGUCUGUGACAGUUGCGGCUGUCAAUGCCCAGUGGUUUGGCCAAAUGACAUCGGAGAUCAUGGCAGACAUGCACCUUAUCGAGCAGGCGUGCGGAUUGGGUCAGGAUAUCGGCCUGUCGUCGAACCGCGAAGCUUACGCCAAGCUGUGUGAGACGGAUGUCAAAUACAGACACCUCAGCAGUCGCCUGUGGCUGUACAGACUGCUGUCCUCCCUCUGUAAUCUCUGUUGUGUAGGCUGCAACUUCUACAGUCUCUGUUACAUGGCUGAGAACCUGGUCACACUGUAACGGACGUACAGCCGCUGGACUGUUAAAUAGUUUAAUAAUAGUCACUCCCACAUCACUCCCUUGCAAAUCUAGAAACUCGUAUUUUUGUAUCAAAGCAGUAAGUUAUAUAUUUAAUACCAAAAGUCUUCUCUGUCUCUCUUUCUCUCUCUCUCUCUGCCUUAUUUAGUUAUGAGAUAAAAAGUCUGGUACGCCUUGUUGUUCUUGUGCCUUGGGGAAUAAUGAAAGGAUACAGCCUCUGUGCUCAGAUUUUGGCCCUAGGUUUUUGUUGGUUUUAAGACAGUCAGGGUCACUAAAGCUGCAUUUCUCUCCUAAAGGUUGUAGGGAGUCAAAUCAGUUCCUGCAAUGAGUAAUGCCUCACCUUUCACCUAGUGUGGCUGAGGCUGGUGGCAGCCUUGAGAUUUCCCUUUUCUGUCACCAUUACAAUAUGGUACCUUUCAGGCACCUAAAACAGGAGGAAUGUUUUCAAAAACUUUGUACUCGGCAUAUCAGAGGCACCAUAGCAGAAAAUAGCCCAAUGCACUGCAUCUUUUUUAUAUAUAAUAUAUAUGCGCAACAGAAAUGCAUUAAGGGAUCUGCUCCCAUGCAGCUCAGUCCUGCUCUUCCUGUUUGGGUGGAGUUUUAAUACCUUGCUCAUAGUGCAGUGUCACAGGUUUGUCACACUUACCUUUUAUGUUGGAGCAACUGCGGGGCUGUGCUUCACAUUUCAAAGUUUGUACUGUCUCUAGCUCUCCUGGCUGCUUGCUGCUGAUAUGAAAAAGAAAGGUUCAAACAUUUUUACUGUAUUAUAUACAAUCAGUACUGCUUUUAGACCAUCCAAAACACACUUGCACCAGUGGUUUGUUUAUUGGUAUAUUGGAAUUAAAAUGUAUUGGUGUUUGUAAAUAUUUACAGUGUAUUGCUCUGUAAAUGAGCAAUGAUGAAGAUGUUAUAAGAUUUGUUGUUGCACAGCAGGUUGGUCUUGUCUUGAGUCUGACCCCCCAGCAGGUAGACCUUUGCUAUUAUCAGUGUGUCCUCUAGGUAGACACUGUUGAUGAGCUUGAACCUGUGGUGGGGGCAGGGAUCAGAAUGAUCAGUUUUGUUGAGCCGGUGUGAUGGUUGUAAUAAUCUAGUGGAUUGUGCAUUGAUCCAGAAAGUAGUAUAAAGGUGUGUUUUUUGGGAUGGUAUUAAAUGGGAUGGUAUAAAUAUUGUUUAGACUUGCUGAGAUGAUGUGGGUUUAUUUCCGCUAAAUAUCUGCGAUGAUAGUAUGGAGCCUGAAGAAAAUCAUAGCAAAAUCAUCAUCAGCAAAGGAGUUCUGUGCAGUGCAGUUCUCAGGUGACAGAGCUUUUUUUUUAAGUCAUAGUUUGAACAUCUUUGCAUUGUUGUUUGUUUCACAUAUCAGAGAGAAUCUGUGGUCAAUUUUUAUAAAUUCUGUCUGUUCUAUAUUGUUGUCUCUUUUUUUUUUUUUUUUUUUUUUUUUGUACAUGUUGCAAUUACCUUAACAAACCUCUCCAUGCUAUGAUGGCCCCUCCUUGUUGUAACUGCUUAGGUGAAACUCUUCUAUGGAUAUGUUUCUUCUUUUUACUGAUGGCCUGUAAUACAUGUCCAUUAAACCAAGUAAAAAGUGCACCCUCAGCAUUUCCAUAAUGAGGGCAGAGGCAGCUGAGUACAGAUUCUGAAACUCCUUUCCUAGUUUUCCUUUUUGUUCAGACUGGACUGAUGAAGGUGCUUACUGGCAAAGACAAUGCAAUAUUACUUGGUAGUUGUUUUUAACUGUACACAUCCUUUUUGUUGUGUUGCCUGUUAUCUCGGCCAGUUUGAAUUAAUAUAAAUUGAACGAAAGUCAUCUGACUUUUUUGUGCAUAAACAUAAAAGCUGUACAUGGAUGUGACAUUUUAAAACACCUUUUUACAUUAGUGGAUAUUUAUGCUAGCUUCGUGAUAUGUUUGAAAUAUGGUUUUAAUUGUUAGUGUGGCUUGUGUAAUACUAAAUGUAAGUUGCCUACAGACCAGUGAGGUCAGAGGUCAUGAGCUGUUUAUGGUAAUGGGUUUGUAUCAAAGAUACAUGGUCUGUUUUUUGUAUUAGAAUAAAAAUGUAAUUUUGACUUUCA
Messenger RNA from Siniperca chuatsi (mandarin fish), 2962 nucleotides. Its product is annotated as transmembrane protein 205. NCBI's taxonomy places the organism in Eukaryota, Metazoa, Chordata, Actinopteri, Centrarchiformes, Sinipercidae. Bases 310 to 876 code for a protein of 188 amino acids. The transcript is spliced from 4 exons. The record is from RefSeq and is a predicted model, not a curated record.